AUGGGGAUUGUACUACAGAUGUUGAGGGAGGAGAAGCUUUAUGCUAAGUUCUCCAAGUGUGUGUUUUGGCUCAGUCCGGUGGCGUUCUUGGGGCACAUGGUGUCCGGCGAGGGUAUCAAGGUGGAUCCAAAGAAGAUUGAGGCGGUUCAGAGUUGGCUCAAACUGUUUUCAACUACUGAGAUUCGAAGUUUUCUCAGUGUGGCUAGAUAUUAUCGUCGCUUCGUGGAGGGUUUUCUCGUCCAUUGCAGCGCCUUUGACCAGGUUGAUCCAAAAGGGUGCAUGCCUAGAAACUUCUCAAGAACUGAUGAAUUGCUUGAAGCAUUACCAGACCCUGAGAAAGCUUUAAAGGCACUAAAUCGAGCAAACAAGAAAGACAAACGACAACAGAACUCAACAGAACAUAUCGAAAUAGACAUGAGUGAUGCAGAGGCGGCUUAA
This is a messenger RNA of Nicotiana attenuata, 438 nucleotides long. RefSeq lists its product as uncharacterized. NCBI's taxonomy places the organism in Eukaryota, Viridiplantae, Streptophyta, Magnoliopsida, Solanales, Solanaceae. The record is from RefSeq and is a predicted model, not a curated record. The coding region runs from base 1 to 438 and encodes 145 amino acids. The transcript has 2 exons.